UAUUCAGAGGUCCUCAAAAGUGGUAUCAUUUAAAAAUGUUAAGAUUUUGUUAUUAUUAUAAAUAAAUAAACAAUUCUUAUUUUCAUUUUUUGUGUGUAUGUCUAUUUUUACGUAAAUGUGAAAGAUGACCGACUUUUAACGCAACAUUUGAAUACAAAAUGGCCGUAUGGGAAAAGUUCAAAAUUGGAUUUUGCUUUCUUCUAAUAGUCGUAACGAUCUGCACCACCUUCAAUGCCGUCGUUGGACUGAUGAUAUUUUUAUCUGACCCACAUUACAAACUUCACACUUGGAAUAAAGACUGGGUUAAAACAUCAUGGUCCCUUUUUAUCAACCAGCUAUUACUCGUCAUGUUCAUCGUACAGCAUUCCCUGCUCGCUUUACCCACCGUUAAGAAUCGCAUGCUUUCGUCAAAUCUUAAAGUUUUUCAACGUUGCAUUUAUAUCAUUCUGACGUCUGUGUCCUUACAGAUUCUAUUGAAGUACUGGCAUCCCAUUCCCGAAGUAGUUUUGUGGAGUAUUAAUACGAAUGUACGAUUUUAUUGGUGGUCCUUCCUGCUGUUGCAUACGUUUGCUUGGAUUUUAAUUUAUAUUGGGACAAUUUGUUUGGAUGUAAACGAAUUGCUCGGUAUAAAACAGGUGUAUUAUAAUAUACGUCAAUUACCCGAUCCCAGCGAGUAUAAGUCGCCAGAUUUAAAAAGAUUAUAUUUACACAUGAGACACCCCAGCUUCAUCGGAUUUGUCGUCAUACUUUGGUUUAUACCGUUUAUGAGCUUAGAUCGUUUCGUAUUGGCACUGAUUUUAAGUGCUUACAUGUAUUUGGGUUGGAAUACAGAUAGUGCGGAUCACAAGUACCAAGAAUUACAAAGCCGUCGUAAAUUUUACGAAUUGAAUUAUUUAAAAUAAUUUUAUAGACUUAACAACAAUAACAUUAAUUUGAUAACUUG
Molecule: messenger RNA, 943 nt
Organism: Photinus pyralis (common eastern firefly)
Lineage: Eukaryota; Metazoa; Arthropoda; Insecta; Coleoptera; Lampyridae
Product: nurim homolog
Exons: 5
Coding region: 159-902 (247 amino acids)
Cellular component (GO): nuclear membrane
Source: RefSeq, a predicted model, not a curated record